Messenger RNA from Rasamsonia emersonii CBS 393.64, 1584 nucleotides. RefSeq names its product Carboxypeptidase C. The coding region runs from base 1 to 1584 and encodes 527 amino acids. NCBI's taxonomy places the organism in Eukaryota, Fungi, Ascomycota, Eurotiomycetes, Eurotiales, Trichocomaceae. The transcript has 2 exons. Gene Ontology annotation, molecular function: serine-type carboxypeptidase activity. Gene Ontology annotation, cellular component: fungal-type vacuole. The record is from RefSeq and is a predicted model, not a curated record. Gene Ontology annotation, biological process: proteolysis.
AUGAGAGUUCUCCCUGCGACGCUCCUGAUCGGAGCGGCAGCUGCGGCCGCACCUCCGGCUCAGCAGGUCCUCGACCUGCCCACGCAGGGCGCCGACGCCAUCUCCAAGCCGCUCCAUCAUCUCAAGGAGCAUCUGAAGACGCUCACCGAUGAUGCUCGUAGUCUCUGGGAGGAGGUAUCCAAUAUCUUCCCCGGCGCAAUGGAGAGCGUUUCGGUCUUCUCCUUGCCCAAGAAGCACACCCGUCGCCCGGACUCGCACUGGGACCACAUCGUUCGUGGUUCGGACGUCCAGAGCAUCUGGGUUACCGGUGCCAACGGAGAAAAGGAGCGUGAAGUGGAUGGGAAGCUGGAGACGUACGACCUGAGGGUCAAGAAGGUCGACCCCAGCUCCCUGGGUGUUGAUCCCAACGUAAUUAAUUUUAUUCCAGGGUUCUUUGAAUCUCGAAAUGACCCGAAGAAUGACCCCGUCGUCCUCUGGCUGAAUGGUGGCCCGGGAUGCUCGUCCCUCACGGGCUUGUUCCUGGAGCUUGGCCCUAGCUCCGUUGAUGAGAAUCUGCAGCUCCAUUACAACCCAUACUCGUGGAACUCCAACGCGUCGGUGAUCUUCCUGGACCAGCCGGUCAAUGUCGGCUACUCGUACAGCGGGUCCUCCGUCAGCGACACCGUGGCUGCCGGCAAGGAUGUCUACGCCCUGCUCACUCUUUUCUUCAAGCAAUUCCCCGAAUAUGCCACGCAGGACUUCCACAUUGCUGGAGAGUCCUACGCUGGCCACUACAUUCCUGUAUUCGCCUCGGAGAUCCUCUCCCACAGGAAGCGAAACAUCAAUCUUAAGUCGGUCCUGAUCGGCAACGGUCUCACCGAUGGCCACACCCAGUAUGCCUACUUCCGGCCCAUGGCCUGUGGAGAGGGUGGUUACCCGGCUGUCUUGGACGAGAGCUCGUGCCGCUCCAUGGACAACGCCCUGCCUCGCUGCCAGUCCAUGAUCCAGAGUUGCUACGACACCGAGAGCACCUGGGUCUGUGUCCCUGCGGCCAUCUACUGCAACAACGCCAUGCUGGCUCCCUACCAGCGCACCGGCCAGAACGUUUACGACGUGCGCGGCAAGUGCGAGGACAGCAGCAACCUGUGCUACAAGGCCCUGGGCUACACCAGCGAGUACCUCAACCAGCCGGAGGUGAUCAAGGCGCUUGGUGCUGAAGUCGACAGCUACGACUCGUGCAACUUCGACAUCAACCGGAACUUCCUCUUCCACGGCGACUGGAUGAAGCCGUUCCACCGCGUGGUCCCCGGCCUGCUGGAGCAGAUACCCGUCCUGAUCUACGCGGGUGAUGCGGACUUCAUCUGCAACUGGCUCGGCAACAAGGCAUGGACGGAGGACCCUGGAGUGGCACGGGCGGAAGGAAUUCGCGUCGACGGAGCUGGAGGAUCUCGUGAUCGUCAACAACGAGCACCAGGGCAAGAAGAUUGGACAGGUGAAGUCCUCGGGCAACUUCACCUUCAUGCGGAUCUACGGAGGAGGCCACAUGGUGCCGAUGGACCAGCCCGAGGCGAGUCUCGAGUUCUUCAACCGCUGGCUCGGAGGUGA